AUAAUAGAUAACACACACAUACUUAGCUUGAAACCAUCCUGCAAAGUACUCUUCAUCACAACCGUAACCACCACCACCGCCACCAUGUCCUCCAAGGACUGCGGCCACCACGAAGACGAGAGCCGCAAGCUCAUCCGCCUAAUCCUGUUCGGCGUCGGCGGCUUCUUCUUCGUAGUCCUCCUCACAAUAUUCAUCAUAUGGGCCGUCCUCAGGCCCACCAAGCCCAAAUUCACAAUCCAAGACGCCACACUGUACGCCUUCAACCUCUCCUCCCCCGCCACCAACACCCUCACCAUCACCAUGCAAGUCACCCUCUCUUCCCACAAUCCCAACCGCCGCAUCGGAAUCUAUUAUUCCAACCUCCACGCUUACGCCUCCUACCAUAACCAACAGGUAACGCUUGCCACCGAGCUUCCCCCAACGUACCAAGGACACAAAGAUUUCACCGUUUGGUCGCCGUUUCUUUUCGGCGCCGCAGCGCCGGUGUCGCCGUUUACGUUGAGUUCGUUGCAGCAGGACCGGGGUGCGGGUGCCGUCGUGGUCAACGUCAAGAUCUACGGAAGGGUCAAGUGGAAGGUGGGGACUUGGGUCUCUGGAAGGUACCAUUUGUUCGUGAACUGCCCGGCGUAUAUAAGGUUCACCGGCGGCGGUGAUCGGAGCGGCAGCGGGAUCCAGAUUGUGGCUCCGGCGAAGUUUCAGCUCUUGCAGGGUUGCAGUGUUGAUGUUUAGUGGUGAGAGAUUAAAAAAAAAUAAAAAAAAGGGUUUGAUUUUUGGUUUUGAUAGAAAUUCUGAAAUUGUUUGUUCCAACUUCUAAGUCCUCUCUCUCUGGCUUGAAGCUUGUUAACUCUUCUUUUUUUUUUUUUUUUCAUUCUUAAUUACUUUCUUUCUGUGUUUGUAGAACUUAGUAUUGUAUGUAGAUUUUUCUUUAGUUAGGAAUAUUGAACAAGUACCCAUGAGUUUUAUAAGAAGUGCUAAUAAU
Messenger RNA from Arachis stenosperma, 979 nucleotides. RefSeq names its product NDR1/HIN1-like protein 1. The record is from RefSeq and is a predicted model, not a curated record. The coding region runs from base 85 to 729 and encodes 214 amino acids. NCBI's taxonomy places the organism in Eukaryota, Viridiplantae, Streptophyta, Magnoliopsida, Fabales, Fabaceae. The transcript is spliced from 2 exons. Gene Ontology annotation, biological process: defense response to other organism.